CGUGCCGAGUUUUAUUUAAGCGGGCUAUCGUGCCGUGCUGGAGCCGGCCCUGUCUGAUUGACACUUCUACUUGGAACUGCAUCAUCCACAUCCAUGGGUUCUGAUAUUUUUUAAAGACGAGGGUGGUGUACGGCGGACAGCACCCCGGUGGCAAGACAAGGAAGUGGGGUUUGAGGGUUGGGGAGGUUGGGGUUAGAGUUUGAGGAGAGAAUAAGAGAAAUUGGGUGGGAAACUGAAAUCCUGGGUCAACACGGCUCAACAUUUUAUAUUAUCUGGGGAUGAGAGACCGGAUAAGGAUAGGAGAAAUUCAAUUCCUAAUCAGAGGAGGCAAAAGAUUGCACGAAUACGCUCUGUUCGGAAAGUGUCUAUUUUCUCGCCUGUUUUCGAAUGUUUUGUCUUUAUGUUAUUUUCUUACGCCUGUUUGGAAAGCGCUUCGGUUUCAUCCUAACCCUAACACUUUGAGCCCCCCAAGUUGGUUUAUGUAAAUCUGCCUGUUUCGACCACCAAGUUGCCCCAGAGAACCCACUUCCAAUUGCUUAUGAAGAUUGCUGGGAUGCUUUUCAAUGGGUUGCUGAUGCACUGAACAACUUUUCAUAAAAUUAGUUGAUAGCCUUUGCCACAUUGCUAAAACCUUGUCCUUAUUAGUAUUGAUGCUUGGGGAAACUGGUAUUGGAGUUGAGUGAACUAUCAUUUUUAGAACUUACUUUUGGAAUUUGAAAGCCACUCGGCGUAUUUCUACAGCUGCUAUUAUUUAAUUUUGUUCAUCUAUUUAUUCUUUUGCAGGAUGGGGCAUUAAUAUUAACUGAGUCACUGUUCAAUGGGACUGAAGAUCUUGUAAAACUUAUCUUAUUGCGGAGUGACAUCUAUUUAUGUUCUCAAACUAAGCACUGAUUCAUCUAUGAUUUGUGGCAUUCUUGAGCUGAACCUUUCAGGAAAUCCUAUUAUGCAAGAGGGUAGCAAUGUGUUAUCGUCAAUGCUUUCAAAUUCACAGUGUUGUCUGAAAGUUUUGGUCCUUCAGAGGUGUGAGCUUGGAGUUGCUGGAGUUCUUCGAAUCAGUUUUCUUGAGGAGCUCAAUCUUGCUGAUAAUGCCAAUCUCUGGCGGUAUCGGUAUCCAAGGAAGUUAAUCCUGCUCAACAGGGUUCAGCAACUCGGCUUGAACUUGGUGAUAGUGAAGAUGAUGAAGUUAGAGUUGAAGCUGCUGCAUCUGGUGUCGAUGACAGCUGCGUAAGCAUAUGCCAAAGAAAAUCCUUGUCUGCUGAGUUCCAGUUUAUUUGCUUUCAACUGCCAUUGGUAUGGCAAAUAAUUUGCGAUUUCUUGACCUUAGCAGUAAUGUUUUUUCACAGAAAGUGCAGAGGUAUUGUAUUCUGCAUAGUCAAGAUCAAGAUAUGGUUCAGCUCGGAAGCAUAUCAAGGACCAGACAAUCCAUUUGUUCUUAAGAGGGAAUGAAAUGUUGUGUGAAACCCUGCUGCAGAAAGGAUUAAUUUUCUUGCUUUGCUGCUACAAUAUCGUCAUCCAAGGGAAAUCACAAACAGUUUUGCCAAAGCAGCAGGGCUUGGUUUUUUUCUUGCUUUCUUUGUUUUUCUUGGUUAUUUUUUGUUUAACACGUAACUUAUCAGACAAUAUUUUGAUGAUGCAAGCAAAAGUCUA
Messenger RNA from Prunus dulcis (almond), 1647 nucleotides. RefSeq names its product protein TONSOKU-like. Lineage: Eukaryota; Viridiplantae; Streptophyta; Magnoliopsida; Rosales; Rosaceae. The coding region runs from base 899 to 1228 and encodes 109 amino acids. The transcript is spliced from 4 exons. The record is from RefSeq and is a predicted model, not a curated record. Gene Ontology annotation, biological process: response to DNA damage checkpoint signaling; epigenetic regulation of gene expression; meristem structural organization. Gene Ontology annotation, cellular component: nucleus.